AUGGAGAAAGAGGAAAUGCAACGUACCGCGAUGUUUAGUUGUCGCACGCGUAUGAAAUCAACUAUAGCAUCGAUUAGGGUGUCCAUACUUUUCGUGGUUUCAAUGUACACAAAAUUUUGCGAGGAGACCACGCUACAUGGCCUAAAGCAUACUGUCGCGAGGAAUUUUCACUUUAUCGAAAGAUUGCUAUGGUUGAUUUUAACCUCACUGGCGUUUACUGGUGCCGUCUACUGUGCGCUCAGUCAGUUAACAAGAUACAAUUCUGAGCCCGUCGUGGUUUACCUGCAACGGGACUAUCGUCGAUGGGCCUUCAGCUUUCCCGCGGUGACCGCUUGCUUUCUGGAACGUUCGGACCAGGAAAAAACCAAGGGGGUUAUACGAAGAAUCUGGAAUAUAACGGAGGACUCGGAUCCGGAGAAAUUUCAAUACUACCAAGAGUUCGUGGAUCUUAUCUCCGACGUAUCCUUUCGUGAGAACCUUCAGAACUUCUGGAAGUACCAGAACGAUGAGAGCCUCAAGGGUGUUGAUCUAUUGCAGCUGGCUAUUGACGUACACCCCGAUGUCAUCUUGAACGUUUCAGUCUCCCACCAGCUAGAGAUUCUCUGGGUCCCGGUGAUGACUGAAGAGGGGCUCUGCAUGACCUUCAACUCCGUCUACUCUCAAUACCAGCAGGUCGGUGACGUCACGGCACGACCCGGCCUGAUGACGUGUCACUACCACAGCGAGUUCUGCUUUGUCAGAAUAGAUGCCAUGAACCGGGGAGUCAGGGUGGUGGAAAUUGAAGCAGAUGGACGUAUUAAAAAUUUGAGACCAGAGCAGAGAAGAUGCCAAUACCCGGACGAAUGGCUGGCGGAUUCCAUUAAGUUCUUCUGUGUGAAGCUUACGCUGAACGAGAGUCCAGAAAAACAAUUACAUGUAGUUAAUUUGCGCGAUGAAAUCCAAGAUGGCGAAGUCUGCGACUCGGACGGCAUGGCGUGCAUCGGCAGAAACGUGGAGAUCCUUGUCAACCUGCCCAAGAACCUCGCCAAGUGCCCCUGCGCCCCACAAUGCGCGGAGCUCAACUAUUACUCACACACAAAGAAGAUCGUUGUUCGGUAA
Leptosia nina is the source of this 1098-nucleotide messenger RNA. The record is from the annotation of a GenBank genome assembly. NCBI's taxonomy places the organism in Eukaryota, Metazoa, Arthropoda, Insecta, Lepidoptera, Pieridae.